Messenger RNA from Aphidius gifuensis, 3326 nucleotides. RefSeq names its product integrator complex subunit 3 homolog. The transcript is spliced from 9 exons. Gene Ontology annotation, cellular component: nucleoplasm. NCBI's taxonomy places the organism in Eukaryota, Metazoa, Arthropoda, Insecta, Hymenoptera, Braconidae. Gene Ontology annotation, molecular function: RNA binding. Gene Ontology annotation, biological process: RNA processing. The coding region runs from base 411 to 3107 and encodes 898 amino acids. The record is from RefSeq and is a predicted model, not a curated record.
UGACAGUGUUUGACAGAGACCAACUGAGUCUGCCUCUCGUCUCUAAAAAAUUUUCCACUAAUUUGACGAUUUAUUAAAAAAAUAAUAAUUGUUUUUAAUCUUCUAUAACGUUAAUAAUAAUAGUUAAACAUUUGUUACUUGUUAAAAGUGUGUUGAGUGUGUCUAAAAUAUACAACAAAAUGUUAAUAACAAUGAAAAAUACUUGCCGCCAUAUAUUUAGCUUCAAUAAAUGAUAAAAAACUUGAUGUAAAAAAAAAAAAAGGAAACGAAUACACAAAAAACAAAACGCCAGACGUGUUGGAUGUUACUAUUUAUGUAAUUUCGGUUGCACAAAAAAAAAAAACAGUAAGACACACACGUAGUUUUUUUUAAAAUACAUAUUUUUUUUAAAAAAAGACAUAGUUAUAAAUAUGGCGUAUCGUGGUAUAAAAUGUUCAGAUCCAUUUGUAUCAAAAACAUCAAGAAAUGAAAGAUUUGCACAAAUGUCAAAACAAGAACAAAUAAUACAACAAAAAAAAUUAGAAAUACAAGCUAAAAUGGAGGAAAUUAAAGCUAAACAAGCUGUUGAAAGUGUCAAAAAAACAAGUACCACAAGUAACACAACAACUGACACCACAAUGACAACAACAUCCACAACCAUUAUCAGUGAUACAUCAACUACCAGUAAAAUAAAUUCACCAUCAAAGAAAGAGGACGAGAAGCCAAAUUCAUCAGUGUCUACUGUAAAUUUAUUUGCCAAUGAUGGAAGUUUUUUGGAUCAAUUUAAAAAAAUAUCAAAUAAAACACCAAAUAAACAAGAUUCAUUAUUAAUACAAUCCAAUGAUGAUGAAAAAAAAGAUGAUAGUAAUAAAAAUGAUAAAAGUUAUGAUAAUUCAAGAGACAGACGUUGGAAUGGUAGUAAUGAAAAGUCUAGAGAUUGGGAAAAUAGAAGAGAUAGAAGACGUUCUGAAUCAAGAUGGAGUAGAAAUUCAGAAAGAUGUCGUAGUUCAUCAUCAAGUCCAUCACCACCACCACCUCCACCAUCACGUCAUAGAUCAUCAAUGAAUAAUGAAUCAAGAAGAAAUAAUAAUUAUCAUCAUUCAUCAAAUUCUCAUUCAAGAAAUCAAUACAAUAACACCACAUCAUGUCAAUCACAAAAUUCAAAUCAAACACCAUCAUCAUCUAUGAUGUCUCGAAUACCACCACCUCAACAAUCACCAAUAAUUCAUCAAUUAACAAGUGUUCCACCUCCAAAUAUGAGAAAUAUUUCUACAAAUAUUUCACCAAUACAAAAUCAUUUAUUACCACCAAGAGAUAAUGAUAAUAAUUACUCGGGUAUUGAUAAUCAUGGAGGUAAUACAAGAAUGUCAUUACCACCACCACCACUUCCAUUGAUGAUGGUUAGACCUCCACCGCCACCACCACUACCACCUUCAUCAAUAAGAGCAUUACCUCCAAAUACAAAUAUUCCACCACCUGGUUUAAAUAUAUCUGGACAACAACAACAACAUCAUCAACAACGUCCAACACCUGCACCUUGUAAUAUACAAUCAAUAAGUGGUAUUCAACCACCAAAUAUACCACCACCACCAACGACAACAACAACAAUACUACCUCCAAUGUCACAAAUGCCACCAAAUAUGUUGCCAAUAGUUAAUCCAAUGAUGAUGAAUGUACAAUCAUUAAAUGUACAUAAUGUAUCAUCAACAAUUAAUAAUGUACCACCACCAAAUUUAAAUAUACCACCACCAAGUACAAUUAUCAUGCAAACAGUACCACCACCAUCAGUGCCAACACAACAACCAGUUACAUCAGCACAUUUAUUACCUACAACAUAUCCAACAAUACCACAAAAUCAAUUACAAUUAUCAAAUACAACAUCAAAUAUUAUUCCAUCAAUUGUGAGAAUUAAUAGCAACAUAUCAUCUACACCAGAUCAUUCAGGUCAUAGUUGUCCAGUUGAAGCUGAACAGUUGGCAAGAAUUGUAGCUGACUGUGGUGAUGCAAUUGAGCAAGAAGUACGUGAAAAAAAUGCCCAUGAUCCAAAAUUAUGGUUUCUACAUCAAAAGCAAAGUGCAGCAUAUCAGCAGUACCGAGGAUUGGUUGGUAAAUUUCGUGAUGAAAAAAAUGAAUGUGAUAAUAUAAAAAAAGGAAGUGGAGCUGAAUUAUAUUGUCCAGAAGAUGCUCUAAGUGAUACUGAUGAUUAUGAUAAAUCUACAAAUAAUAAUUCAUCACAAAAUGAUAAUUCAAGAGAAGAAAGUAGAGAAGAACGUAAACGUAAAAGAAGAAGUCGUUGGAGUGAACCAGAUAAUAAAAUAUCAGUUAGUGAAAUAAUAAACAUACCAACAAAUAUUCCACCACCAGUUUUAUCACGACCUGUAAUACCAACUAGUCAAUGUCAUGGAAUUGUCAUGCCAAAAAUACAAAAUACCAAAGGUAAAAAUCCAAUGUUAACAAAAGUAUCAAGAGGUGAUCCAGCAUUACUCAACUAUGCCAGACAAACAUAUGGUACAUUGGAUUUAAGUGAUGAACAGUGGAAAAAAGCUGAAGAUCAUUACAAGAUAAAUCUUUUAUAUCAAAAUUUAUUAAAAAAACGUGAAGAAGUUAAAAGAUUAGAAGCUCAAGGUAAACAUAAAUAUGAGUAUGAUAGUGAUGAAGAAACUGAAGGUGGUACAUGGGAACAUAAAUUAAGAUCAGCUGAAAUGGAAGCAACACAAUUAUGGGCUGAUGAAUUGACAGUUCAAAGUGAAGGAAAACAUCAUAUUGGUGAUUUUUUACCACCUGAUGAAUUAAAAAAAUUUAUGGAACAAUAUUCAGCCUUGAAACAGGGAAAAGAGCCGGAUCUCAGUGAUUACAAAGAGUACAAACUCAAAGAAGAUAAUAUAGGUUUUCAAAUGUUACAAAAACUUGGAUGGAGUGAAGGUCAAGGAUUGGGCAGUGAAGGAAGUGGUCGUAUUGAGCCAAUAAAUAAAGCAACAAGCAGGCUUGACAGUGCUGGACUUGGCUCUGAACGACCAGAUGGUAUUUCACGUGAUGAUGAUGAAUUUGAUGCAUACAGAAAAAGAAUGAUGCUUGCUUAUAGAUUUAGACCAAAUCCAUUGAACAAUCCGAGAAGGCCUUACUACUAAUACAAAAUUAUUCUAUUUAUUUUAUUAUAAAUUAUUAUUAUUAUCAUUUUGGCCAUAAUAAAUGAAAACAUAAUCACUAUUUUGUAUGUAAAUACACGUAUGUAUAAUGAGAUUUUUUAGUAAGUAUUUUGUUUUAUUUAAAUACGUAUUUUAUAUGUUAUCGUUGAAGGUUGUUGAAAUAUAAAACGAUGACGACAAUUUUGUCCUCAAAUAAAAUUA